Molecule: messenger RNA, 1032 nt
Organism: Penicillium verrucosum
Lineage: Eukaryota; Fungi; Ascomycota; Eurotiomycetes; Eurotiales; Aspergillaceae
Product: BRCT domain protein
Exons: 4
Coding region: 1-1032 (343 amino acids)
Source: RefSeq, a predicted model, not a curated record
AUGGGGAAGCCGUUCCAAAAAGUUCAUGCCUCUAUGGUAGGCAAGUUCGAAGACGGCGUCGGUGAAAAGAUCCCACAGUGGAUUCGGGCAAAUGGAGGGCAAUUCUCGAGAGACGUGAACUCACGAACCACUCAUCUCAUUGCCACAAAGGAAGCAUUCAAAAGCAAUGCGGUUCCAGUGGAAAAUGCCAAGAAGCUCAGCGCUGUCAAGAUCGUCUCAUACGAUUGGCUUGAAGACUCGCUGCUGUCAAACAACCGCCGGCCAAAGCCCGAGGGACCAUAUCUUCUGAACAAUCUGAUGAAGCCCGAGAGGAAGGAAGUUCAGAAGAAGAAGGUCAUACCGACGUCCUCAAAGGUGGCAAAGGAGACAAAAGGGAAUAUUCCAAAGCGUCGGAUAGUUGAUCCUUUCCUCGCCCCAAAGGGCAAAAAAAAGCGUAAGCAUGAUCCUCAUUUCACGUGGCAUAUUCAGGUGCAAUACUUACCCAUCACAGCCGUGCGUCAGGUGUACCAGGACCGAAAGACAAACGUGGUUUACAGCAUCACCUUGUUCCGCCCAUCGAAACCACCGGUCACCAGCAGAGAAAAGUACCAAUUGACUCUCUUCCAGACUAUUUCCGAACCGCAUACCUACUCAACCUACGCCAAAUUCAGCCGCGUUGGCACGUCCAAUGUCGAACUUCUGGCGGGACCAAGAUGUAAGCUUGAGGUUGCCGUGGAAAAGUUCAAGCAGUUCUUCAAGGACCAGACUGGCAAGGAAUGGGACGAAAGGGCAAACGGAAAGAUGCCACACCCAAAGAGAGACGUGGACGGAAACAGCUUGCCUGUUCACGAGGGUUGGUUCUAUCUUGAGGAAAAGACGACUAUCCUUGGUGCGUUCCUCAGAGAACCCCAGAGUACAAGUUGUGAGGAAUCAACUGGCCGCAUCGCCUCCGAUGGUACCGAGGAGCGUGGUGUCGAGGACGGUGUCCAGGAUGGUGUGGAGGACAAGAUGGCAAAUCACCGAGCUAAAGAUGGGGACGAAAAUGGGGACUAG